Molecule: messenger RNA, 1383 nt
Organism: Drosophila albomicans
Lineage: Eukaryota; Metazoa; Arthropoda; Insecta; Diptera; Drosophilidae
Product: zinc carboxypeptidase-like
Exons: 5
Coding region: 16-1272 (418 amino acids)
Biological process (GO): proteolysis
Molecular function (GO): metallocarboxypeptidase activity; zinc ion binding
Source: RefSeq, a predicted model, not a curated record
CAACUGACAGGUAGCAUGCAACUGAAACUGGUGCUGCUUUUAGCCAUUUUUGGCCUGGCCAAAAUAAGGUCCGAGAUGCGCUAUGACAACUAUAAAGUCUACAAAGUAAAUAUUGAGAAUAUGCAACAGUUUGAGCUGAUCAAUGCCAAGGAAAAAGCACUGCAACUUAGCAGCUGGCGUGAGGCGCGUCAUCUAGGCGACUCCUCGGACAUUAUGCUGCCUCCACAAACGCAGCAGGCAUUCGAGCAGCUGCUCAACAGCCAAAACUUCAACUACAGCUUAAAGAUCGACAAUGUGCAAACACUGAUCGAUGCUCAACGUCCAAAACAACGCACUGGUUACAUGGAGUGGACUCAGUAUCACACGCUGGACGAGAUCUACGCUUGGUUGGAUGUGCUUGAAGAGCGUUAUUCGGACAUUGUGACGCCCUUUACAAUUGGCAACUCCUACGAAGGACGUCCGAUUCGUGGCAUUAAAAUAUCUUAUAAGGAAGGUAAUCCAGCUGUCUUCAUUGAGUCCAAUAUUCAUGCUCGUGAAUGGAUCACUUCGGCUACGAUCACAUACUUUAUCGAUGAGUUGCUUGUGCCUGGUAAACCGGGCACCAAAGACAUAGCCAAGAAUGUGGAUUGGUACAUAAUCCCCGUACUGAAUGUCGAUGGUUUUGUCUACUCACACGAAGCGGUACGCCUUUGGCGCAAGUCGCGUUUUCCCUCUGACCCAAGUCUGACAGGAUAUUGCAUUGGCACCGAUUUGAAUCGCAACUUUAACUAUCGCUGGAUGCUGAUUGGUGCUUCGGACAACCCUUGCGCGGAAACCUAUGCAGGUCCUUCGGCUGAGUCCGAUCUGGAGAUCAGUCAGCUGACCAGCUACAUAGACAACCAAAUACCAGAUGGUACUAUUAAGAUCUACAUAUCACUGCACUCCUAUGGCCAAUAUGUGCUUUCACCCUGGGGCCACACGGCUGAAGAAUUCCCCGAACACUAUCCCCAGAUGAUGGCUGUAGCCAAGGGUUUUGCCGAUGCCUUAGUUCGACGCUAUGGCACAGUAUUCACCUAUGGCUCAAGUGCCACAACGCUUUAUGAAGUUUCUGGUUCUGGCAAGGAGUGGGCCUAUGGUGUGAAGAACAUAACCAUACCAUACACCAUCGAAUUGCGUGAUAAGGGUGAUUUGGGAUUCCUACUGCCGCCCACGGAUAUAAUACCUGUGGCACGUGAGGUGACCGAGGGAUUUGUGGGCAUGAUAGCGGCUGCCCGGGAAAUUGGUGUACUCUAAUAACUGUCAACGCACUCAAUAAAGAAACCCUCUCUAAAAAAAAACAAGUAAGAAAGUUCCAGUCGAGUGUGCUCGUCUGUGAGAUACCCGCUACCCACUUUUAAUAAAGGC